Molecule: messenger RNA, 5160 nt
Organism: Salvelinus namaycush (lake trout)
Lineage: Eukaryota; Metazoa; Chordata; Actinopteri; Salmoniformes; Salmonidae
Product: protein Shroom2-like
Exons: 11
Coding region: 21-2645 (874 amino acids)
Biological process (GO): actin filament organization
Cellular component (GO): cortical actin cytoskeleton; adherens junction; apical junction complex
Molecular function (GO): actin filament binding
Source: RefSeq, a predicted model, not a curated record
GGUUGUUGGAGAGGGAGGAAAUGGUAAGGGAGAGGGAAAGAGAAGAGAGGGCCAGCGAGAGGGAGAUGGCACUUGAGGAAGAGAGACAAAGUGAGGAAAGGGCUAGACUGAGAGAGCUGGAGAUGGAGAGGGAAAGGGAGAUAGAGAGGGAACAAGAUAGUGAGAUGGAGAAAGAGAGACAAAGUGAGAGGGAGAGAAAGUCACUCAGUUCAGCUCAGGAUCUCUUUGCCAGUCAAUCCCAACCCCAUGCCUAUUCCCAGCCCCACUCCUACUCCCGUCCCCAAACCCAGAUCGAGGCCCCUCGUUCAGCCUUCCACCCGGUCAACACCGCUCUCCUCCAGGAUAACCAGGCUCUUCACCAGGGGUAUCCACCACAGAGCUACACACCAACAGAGGCGUAUCCUGCUGCGUCUCGACCGUUACCAUGGGAACAGACACAGAUCAACAGGAAGUUCAGCCUGACCGAGAGGGACUACCCCCGGUACAGACGUGAUUCAUCCACCGGGCCACCAAAUUGUGCUAUAACAGUAACACCUGACUACCACCACCACCAGCAAGUCUCCCAAAGUGGGGUUUGUUGGAAUGGCUUGCUGUCUGCCUGUAGUAUGGACGAGGAGGACCAUCACCAGACGUCUAUGGUGGUUAACCCCACAUCAUAUUCAUCUUCAUCACUACUACGAAGCAGGGCCAUGUCCGAGAACGAUCUACACUUUGGCUCUACCUACCGCCGUAUUUCACCCUCGGUUGCUAUGGCGACACCACUGUCUGAGCUGGAGGAGGGAGGCGGGAUCGAAGGGGGAAGAGUGGGAGGAAUUAGGGGAGCGGCUAACAAAAAUAAGACUCUACCCCCUCCGAGGCCACCUCCCCCCAAAUGGGAGCAGUUCCACCGCAGGAGAGCCUCCCACCACACCCUCAUCGCCUCUCCUCUCUUCUCCACUUCUGUUUCUUCAUCCGUCCAUCCAUUGGUAAACCCCACCCCCCCUCCUCUCCCUCUCAUACCACCAGAGGGUUCCACCUCUCACCCUUCAUCUCACCCCUGUCACCCCGAAAAGAGUGAAAUGACGCGUCAGCGCUCCUACAGCCUCCCGCCCCAGAGGGAGGAGCUAGAAGGGUGCCAGCGCUGCAUCAGAAGCCAAGUCCAGGAAUGGCGCUUUUCCCAGGCUCCGCCUAGUCCAGGGUUCACACACACGGCCUUCCGGCCGGUGGCCCCGCCCCAAAGAGAUAAAGACACUCCCCCUCGCUACAACGACACACUGCCGCCAUCAGAAAGCUGUGUCAGGUUGUACAACAUGGUUGACCAAGAUUGUCCUGCUGUAUUGAAGCCUAUCUCUCAUAGACAGCAGAGGGCCAGGGCUGAGUGGGACAGAACUCCGUCUCCCAGAGUGCAUAGCGUCUCAGGUCAACUCACCAUAGAGAAUGGCGUUAUCUCACCAGAGUCCUACUUCGCUAUGAGCUAUGAACAACAACAACAACAGUUACAGCAGAAUAGAAGAUUGCGGAAUCACCCCCACAACAAUAACAACAAGCCGGAAUUGGAACAAGAAUUAUUGGAACUGGAACCGGAAUCCGAUUUUGGCCCAAGCCCCGCCCAGAGCUUGGAACAGGAGGUGGACAUCCCCAUGGAAACGGACAUUGACGACUCCCAGGAGGAGGGGCUUCCAGAGGAUGAAGAGCCAAUCAGGACAGAGCUACAAUGUUUCGCCCUGCCCGUCACGGUGCUGGAGACCGACAUCGACACGAUCCCUGAUCAGGAGGCCUUGCCAGCGGGUAGGAUGACAGUGGAGAAUGGGUCUCUGGAUGGAGAAAUGGAGGACCAGGGGAUGAGGACCAGAGAGGAACUCAUGGAGGAGCUGUUUCCCCAGAGCAUUGAGGGCGAGGCAGGCACAGAGAGCUGGAGAAGGGCCUACCGUAGCCCCAACCUGGAGCACAAUACAGACAGCCUGGAUAGGCGUUCUGGUGCCAGCUCCAGUUGUUCGUCCUACUACUCUACCUCAGCAGCCAAAGCUCAGCUCCUCACUCAGAUGAAGGACUACUGCUCAGACACUAGAGACACUGAUGAUGAUGAUGAGGAACUGUCUUACAAGAGACAGUUGAUGGAGAGUCUACGUAAGAAGCUGGGAAUUCUGAGAGAGGCACAGAGAGGUCUACAGGAGGAUAUACGGGCUAACGCACAGCUGGGAGAGGAGGUUGAGAGCCUGGUGCUAGCGUUCUGUAAGCCCAAUGAGGUGGAUAAGUUCAGGAUGUUUAUCGGGGAUAUGGAUAAGGUGGUCAGUCUGCUUCUGUCUCUCUCCGGACGGCUACUUAGGGUUGAGAGCUCACUGGACAACCUGGAGGCCGAGACUGGACACUAUGAGAGGCUCCCCCUCCUGGAGAAGAAGCGUCAGCUCCUGGUGCAGCUGUCAGAGGCCCAGGACCUCAAAGAACAUGUGGACCGACGGGAGCAGGUUGUGGGAAGGGUGCUAAGGCGAUGCCUCUCCCCAGAACAGCACCGUGACUACAGUCAUUACGUCAAGAUGAAGGCAGCAUUGCUGGUGGAACAGAGGCAGCUGGAGGACAAGAUCAGGCUGGGAGAAGAGCAGCUAAGAGGGCUACGGGAGAGUCUCGGGAUGGGAUUAGGGAUGUCCAUGGGAUAUGGGCACUACUGAACCCCAACCAAGAGACCUGAAAGCUGGGCAGAUGGAUGGGGUAUCGACACUAUUGAGAGAAAGUGAACAAGGACAGUUAGAGCAGUUAAGAACCUUAAUGGAGAGUCUGUGUUGGGGAUGUCCAUGUUGAUGGGGGUAUGGACACUAUUGAGAGAACUAACUCUAACUUAAAGGUGAAUUUUGCUUUUUUUAAAACAACUCUCUAUUCCAGACACUUUUUUUUGCCAUUUCACUUGUUUUUGAGAAACUUACCCCAACCAGUGAUUCACUUCCUCAUUGUUGUUGUGCAGUAAGGGGGCUCUGAAAAAACGGGGGGCUCUGAACAAACAUGAACAAAUGUUCCAAAAACACCCAAAUAAGUCCUUUUAGAAAUGGAAACACUCUGAGUAUAGUGAUGCAGGUCUUUAGAUGUUGUACAUGUGAAAUUGUGUCAUUCUGAACUUUAUCCACAACGUUAUAUUCCAUUUUGUGUGGAAAUUAAUUUCUGGUUGGGCAAAGUUUCUCACAAUCGCAAAAAAAAGUGUAUUGACCCUUCUAUGACAUGCCAUUUACAUCCAAAUAAUAUUUGAUUGUAAAAAAGGAAAUUUCUCCUUUAAGGAAACUUUAGAGACGAGUUGAUGGUGUUAGGGAUGGGCUGGGGGAUGUAUGUGGGAUUCAUUCAUUAUUGAGUGAAAACCACCCUACCCAGGGAGACCCUAGAGUGGGGUACGUUAGGAUGGGGGGUGGGGUAUGGACACUAUUGAGAGAGAACCAACCCAACCUAAGGAGAGCCUGGAGAGCUAUGGUAGAGUUUAGGGUUAGGGGUAGAGCUGAGGGAUGUCCAUGAAGUAUGGGAACUGUAGGGAGACAGCCAACCCACACAUGGAGGCCCUAGAGUUGGGUAAAUAGGGACGGGGUUAGAGUUGGGGAUGGGGUAUGGGCACUACUUCCUAAAACACUCCAGUACUUUUCCUGACACCAACAUCUACACUGUGUUAAACAGAGGUGGCCAUUAAAACCACACAAGACAAUUCAUUAAGGCUGCACUUGGCAGUAUUUGUCCAUUAAGAAAUACACACCUACUCUUUGGUGUUAGACACACUGGUACACCCAAGAGUAACAACUAUCUUUCACUUACCAACUGUAACCUCACAAUCGCAUACUCCAUGCACUACAAAACGAGGCCAAAGAAUAAGUUGUUGUUUAGUGUGUGUGUUACUGAACAAGACUGGGGAAAGUAUUUAUUUAUUUAUAACUCUGUUGAGCAAUACUGACAGGGAGAAUUUGGGGUGCUAGACGAGAGUAUUUUCAUGAAACUGUUGGGGAGUGCAUUGAAUACAUAGAAAUGGAUAGAAGGUGCAUGUGCCAUAAAGCUGCCCAUGCUAUCACAUAAAACAUUAUUGCGAAGAAAAGCCCUCUAUCCAAAUCUAUGAUUGCAUAUAAUCCUAUUACAGUAAUAUGUCCAGAAAUGGAGAGAGACAGCUGCUUCUCUCCACUCUCAUAAAACACUAUACUAGCCUGAGUGCCAGUCUGUUUGUGCUAUCAUGCAAACUCCUUAACGCUUAUUGUCAUGCCAAAGCUUGACAAUGACAGCGAUGGAGUUUGCCAAGAGCGCAAACGGAUUUGGGGCCUGGAAAACCCUAUACUCCAUAACUGCAUCACAUCACUGCAUUGACACCUCCUUAACACUACACUACCACACUAUCACACCACGCCUUAGAUUGUGUAUAUUGGUGUAGGGUGAAGUUUCCCCUAGACACUGAUCCUGGGUCAGUUUUGCAUUUCCCCCACUGGUUAAGGUUAAAAUAGGGGGAGGGGAAGCUGAUCCUAGGAAAUUUCACCCCGGAGCCCUAAAAUUACCACACCAUGUCUUACAGUGUGUCUAUGCAUUCAUUAUUAUUGUGUAUAUUAAAUGUUGUGUAUAGAAGUGAUAUUCAUGUGUUAUAACUGGAAUCCAUCAUUGUAGUGUAAAUAUGUCAUGAGAAGUUAUGUCAUUUUAAUAUAUACGUCAUAUGGCAUAUAAUCGUCAUAUGGCAAAGUUCAUCCUAAUACAAUACGUGCCAAUAAAAUAAAAUAAACUUUGUUUUUAUUACAUUUUGGGGGAUUUUUUGGGGGCACGAAUUGUAUUAGGAUGAACUUUGCCAUAUGACGUAUAUAUGCCAUAUGACGUGUAUAUAUAUAUAAAUGACAACUUCUCAUUUAUAUAUAUAUAUUAUUGGCUGUUUGACCAAAAACAUGCAUGCAGACCAUAUAUUUUUAUUUUUGCAAGACAGCUAUGUCUUACUAUACUUGUGAGGACUUUUUGGGGACCAACGAUUCCCAUUCAAAAUCCUAUUUUCCUUAAACCUAACCUUAACCCCUAAUCCUAACCCCUAAUCCUAAAAUAGCCUUUUUACAAAUGAGGACUGGCAAAAGAUCCUCACUUCCUUGAAUUCUAGUUGGUUUACUAUUCUUGUGAGGACUUCUGGUACUCACAAGUAUAGCAAAACGUGUGCACACACACUCGCACAGAUACACACACAAGUGCCUUCGGAAA